AUGGUACUACGGCAUAGCGCCUCUAGGGUGCUGUUUCUUUUCUCUGCUUUUCUACUCUGGACUUCUUUUGCGGUGGCUUCCUCCCCCGCGUCAUUCUGCAAGUGCACCUGCUUUUCCAAUAGUACGAUCAUCCCUCUCGAUCCCGACUCUUCCGAAUCGACAUCGGCCUUGAACGGUGUCUCCCAUUUCCUUCGUCGCAGCGAUGAUACCGCUAUUUUGGAUACAAGAGCGAAGAAUUAUCGCUCUUUGAACUGCAACGAUUGUAACCGGAAGUUCUGCUUGGACUAUGACUUGCCCACCUGCCAUGGUGCUAAGGAAGAUGAUGUCUUUACCACCUGUUUCCAGAGAGACUCCCGGAAAGACCAAGCCAUUGUAUUCAUGUUUAUCAUUGCUACUGGCAGUCUGCUUGCCUGGGCGAUCUUUAAGCCUUGGGUAGAGAAGUGGCUCGAGGCUGCGAGAGAGCGGCGGUUAUAUAUCCCAGUGUCCGAAAAUGCUGGUCGUUAG
Messenger RNA from Aspergillus luchuensis, 504 nucleotides. RefSeq lists its product as uncharacterized. The record is from RefSeq and is a predicted model, not a curated record. The transcript has 4 exons. The coding region runs from base 1 to 504 and encodes 167 amino acids. NCBI's taxonomy places the organism in Eukaryota, Fungi, Ascomycota, Eurotiomycetes, Eurotiales, Aspergillaceae.